GAGAGAGAGAGAGAAAGAGGGAAGGGUAGAGGGUCAGACUGGCACUCUUAACUUCACCCACAGCUGCUGCAACUCCAGUCUAAUCCCUGCUUUCCAACUGUACAGACAAGAUGAUGCUGGGAGGAAUAAGUGGAAUGGCUACUAGCAAGACACCGAGGUCUUCCAAAACAGGCUUCCUGUUUUUUCUACUAAUGCAAAUGAGUCUGCUGUGUGUAGUGAGGCCUCAGGAUCCCAUCACAACAGCAUCUACAACGUCAUCAUCAUCAUCAUCAUCCACUUCUCCAACAUCUUCAUCUUCCUCAUCAUCAUCAUCAUCAUCAUCAUCAUCAUCAUCUCAGUCUGCCAGUACAGGUCUGAGCUCCUCUACUGGACAGACCACAUCUAUGGCCUCGUCCAUCUCUUCAGUGACUUCAUUCAGCACAUACACUUCCUCUAACUCUACGAUGUUAUCUGGCAACAGUACAGGUAACGCAACAACAGGAAAUUUCUCUAUGACAUCCUGUCCAGCAUUUGUUUGCACUUCAGAUUGCUACAACCAGUACAUCAAUACGACAGCGAAGCCCUGCCCAUUGAAUUCUAACUACUGUGAGAUAACAAUCAAAUCGGACGCUAGUUACUCCGUCGGCUGCAGUAACAUGUGUGGUAUGUCCUGUGGGAACACGACUCUAAGCAAUUGCACUUUGAGCUGCUGCAACACAACCAACUGUCUCUACAACACCAUGGUGAACAUCUCCAAUCCAUUCAGCACUGCAGCAACAACGUCCACCAGCACUACUUCAACCACGAAGUCCACUGCUGCAACCACCCCAGCCAACAAUGGCAAGAAGUGUAAUAUCAUCAACUGUAAUGGAGCAGCAUGUUACAAAACCGCAUCGAAUGCACCAAACUUCUGUCCCGUGGGUCAGGAUUACUGCAUGCUGAAGAAGACGGUCUCUGGCACGAGCGAGGCCUGGGAGGCCGGCUGCAGUACAGAUUGCAGAAAGAUGACCGCCUGCUCCACCUCCGUCACUGGCUCCUGCUACCUGGAGUGCUGUAACGCCACUGCCAGCACCUGCCUGAAGCUGACAGGUGAUGUGAACAUGCCCAGCUCCGCCACCAGAAGUCCUCAGUCUCCCGCGCUCAUCGUGGCCUCCAUACUGCUCCUCUGGAUAGUCAGAGUCUUUACUUGAGUACAACAAAGUCACGUUUAAAGGCAUUCUUCACCCAAAAGCUAAAAAAUUGAUUCACUAGAAGUUUUCCUGCCACAGAUUUGUUGGAGUUUCUUUCCUCUGUUGAACACAAAAGAUAAUAUUCUGAAGAAUGCUGGAAACUGGGAACCAUUAGCUUCUGUUUUUGUCCUACUUUGGGCCCUAUCAUGCACCGGGCAGAAUGCAAAGCCAGGCACUAAGCAAAUGUUUUUUUUUUGGUAGUUUAAGCCUGGAUCAGGUAUCAUUUUUAUGUUCUGUGUCAUGUUGUUAAAAUAGCAAAUGUAUUUGCAGCCAUUUGUCCACUCAUUGUUGGCAUGUUGCUAUUUUAAGGCAACUGAAAUAGACCACACCAUUGACAGUCAACUAAAAGCAGCUCUAAAGUCAUUCACACAGUUUUUAUUUUGUUAUUUAAAGAGUGUGUUAGUGAUAGGCGACGCCACAACACUCCUAAACUUUGCUUAUUACAGACACAGGGAUGCGCAGCAGCACACAAACAUAUUAAUAUAUGACAAAUUCAAGAAAUAAAAUGCUAAAGAUCAUUACAGUCAAUAAAAAUUCCUACAUAAUGUCAUAAUGGAUAGAUAUUGCAUGUACCAGACAUAACUAAUUAAGGCAAUAAAGACAGAAUUAAGACAAUAAUGUAUUUUUGGACAUUUGUGCACUCAUGGGUUAAGGCUCAUUGUUGGCAUGUUGCUAUUUUAAGGCAACUGAAAUAGACCACACCAUUGACAGUCAACUAAAAGCUGCUCUAAAGUCAACGACACAGUUUUUAUUUUGUUACUUAAAGAGUGUGUUAGUGAUAGGCGGCUCCACAACACUCAUACACUUUGCUUAUUUCAAGCACAGGGAUGCGCAGCAGCACACAAACAUAUUAAAAUAUGACAAACUCAAGAAAUUUUUUUUUUAAAGAUUAUUACAGUCAAUAAAAAUGCCUACAUAAUGUCAUAAUGGAUAGAUAUUGCAUGUACCAAACAUAACUAAUUAAGGCAAUAAAGACAGAGUUAAGACAAUAAUGUAUUUUUGGACAUUUGCGCACCCAUGGGUUAAGGUUCAUUGUUGACAAGUUUCUUUUUUAAGGCAACUGAAAUAGACCACACCAUUGACAGUCAACUAAAAGCUGCUCUAAAGUCAGUGACAACAGUGGGUUAUUUAAAGAGUGUGUUAGUGAUAGGCGGCUCCACAACACUCAUACACUUUGCUUAUUACAAGCACAGGGAUGCGCAGCAGCACACAAACAUAUUAAAAUAUGACAAAUUCAAGGAUUAAAAUGUUAAAGAAUAUUACUGUAAAUAAAAAUGCCUGCAUAAUGUCAUAAUGGAUAGUCAGUGCAUGUAUCAAGCAAAACUAAUCAAGGCAUUAAGGACCACAAUUUUAGACUAUGCAUCAGAUGCACUGAUCAUUGUUCCUCCUCCUUAAAAUUGCAAAAGUGGAUUCGGAUACGCUCUAAGUGCUCCUGUGCCAUUUUCUAUAGAUCAUGGGCUUAUAUCGUUAAAGUACAGCUGUAUGGAUGUCAACGGUUUCUGACAUUCUUCAAAAUAUCUUCUUUUGAGUUCAACAGAAACAAAACAAAUAAAGGUUUGUGGGUGAACUAUCCCUUUAAUAGGCAAUCCAGGGAAGCAGCAGUUUUCAUGUUAGGAGAGUGUGCGUGUGUUUUAAAGCUGCUUGUACUUCUUUUACUGUCACUUUUACAUGAUUUAAGCGAAUGAAGGUGUUUGUGUGAGAAGCAGAAUGUGUGUAUGUGUGUAUAUAUAUGUGUAUAGAUGCCAAAAUUAUACAUAAUAAAAGCUUCACUAUGGGCAUCCCUAGAGAGUUAGUGUAUGUCAGAUGGAAAAUGUUGGAUAUCAGAGUUAGACAGAAUAUAUUAACAAACGUGAGGCUUUCUUCAGAUAUCUACUGAAUGAUGAAUCUUUGAUUAAUUCUUGCUUUCUUUUUGUUAAUGGAUAAUGUUCUAGGACAGAAAUGACAGUAGCGUUACUCUAUUUUUCCCAACUGCAAAACUGUCAAACACAUAACACAAAAAAUAUAUGUGAAGAAUAAGUGCAGGAAGUGGCUUCAUUUUAACGCUGUACAUUUGCACAGGCUUUCUUAGAGUGCAUGUGUGGAUGAUUUUCGAUUACAGUCAAUCACAGAGUUAUGCGAAGCUUCAUUUUACAUGUAUUUUGUUUGGUUUUUGAGCAUUUAAAGGGAUAGUCCACCUAAAAAUGAAAAUAUUGUCACCACUCGUUUCAAACCUGCUUUGCUUUCUCUCUUACAAAUGUAGUUGAAGUUAUUUUGCAAGAGAAGAAGAUAUUUUGAAGAAAGUUGAAAACCUGUAACCAUUGACUUCCAUUGUAGGAAAGAUAAAUACUAUGGAAGCCAAUGGUUACCACUAAUCUCUCUUACAAAUGUAGUUGAAGUUAUUUUGCAAGAGAAGAAGGUAUUUUGAAGAAAGUUGAAAACCUGUAACCAUUGACUUCCAUUGUAGGAAAGAUAAAUACUAUGGAAGCCAAUGGUUACCAGUCUUUAGCUUCCUUCAAAUGUAAAUAUAUAGCGCAUUUAUCAUGUAUGUAAACCUGUAACCAUUGACUUAUAUUAUAGAAAAGAUACAUACUAGGGAAGUCAAUGGUUACUAGUGUUCAGCUUCCUUCAAAUGUAAUGUGUUAUUAUAUAGCGCAUUUAUCAUAUGUGAAAAUCUGUAACCAUUGACUUCUACUGUAGGAAAGACAAACACUAUGGAAGUCAAUGGUUACCGGUCUUCAGUUUCCUUCAAAUGUACUGUAAUGUUUAAUUAUAUAGCACAUAUAUCAUAUUUGACAACCUGUAACUAUUGACUUCCAUUGUAGAAAAGAUAAAUACUAUGGAAGUCAAUGGUUACCGGUUUUCAGCUGCGUUCAAAUGUAAUUAUAUUGCGCAAUAAUCAUGUAUGAAAACCUUCAACCAUUGACUUCCAUUGUAGAAAAGACAACCACUAUGGAAGUCAAUGGUUACCGGUUUUCAGCUUCCUUCAAAUGUAAUGUAAUGUAAUGUAAUGUGUAAUUAAUUAGCACAUUUAUCAUGUAUAAAAACCUGUAACCAUUAACUUCCAUAGUAUUUUUCUUUCCUACAAGAAAGACAAAUACUAUGGAAGUCAAUGGUUACCGGUUUUUCAGCUUCCUUCAAAUGUAAUGUAAUGUAAUGUAAUGUGUAAUUAAUUAGCACAUUUAUCAUGUAUGAAAACCUGUAACCAUUAACUUCCAUAGUAUUUGUCUUUCCUACAAGAAAGACAAAUACUAUGGAAGUCAAUGGUUACCGGUUUUUCAGCUUCCUUCAAAUCUAAUGUGUAUAUAGCGCAUGGAUCCUAUAUGAAAACCUGUAACCAUUGACUUUCAUUGUAGGAUUGACAAGUACUAUGGAAGUCAAUAGGUACCAGUUUUCAGCUUCUUUGAAAUGCAAUGUGUAAUUAUAUUGCGCAAUUAUCAUGCAUGAAAACCUGUAACCAUUGACUUCCACUGUAGGAAAGACAAAUACUACGGAAGUCAGUGGUUACCGGUUUUCAGCUUCCUUCAAAUGUAAUGUAAUGUGUAAUCAUAUAGCGCAUUUAUCAUGCAUGGCCAUCCACCCAAAGCGCUUCACAAUCAUGAGAGGGGGUCUCUUCACCCCACCACCAGUGUGCAGCAUAUGGUGUGAAAAGAUCAAUGGGGAUGAUUGGGAGGCCAUGAUGGAGGAAAUGCUGUGGAAUUUUUAUUGAACACAGAGGGUCAGGACAUCUGUUUGCAUGAUGCUCACUGACAGUAUAGUGUCCCCUUCACUAUACUGGGGCAUUAGGACUCACACAGGCUACAGGUUGAGCUCCCCCUGCUGGCCUCACUAACACUGCUUCCAACAGCAACCUAUGUGGUCUGCCAUUCAGGUACUGACCUGUCUCAGCCCUGCUUAGCCUUCAGCGAGUAACCGGUCUUUGGCUGCAUGGUGAUAUGGCUGUGAAUGUUGAUCUUCUUUUAUGAAACUCAUACCUACUGGAGAUAAAGUAAACAGUGAGUCAAUUUUCAUUUUCGAGUGAACUAUCCCUUUCUUUAAAAGCUAUUUUGUAUUCUACGUUACUCUAAAUACUUCCAAAGAAUAUUUUUCCAAUGCUCGGAUAAUCCAACUGGUAAUAUAAAUAACAAAUUGGUUGACCAAUCAGGCAGAUUCCACCCUAAAGCACAUGCAAACCAGUUAAUGCCAAACACAGGGAUUAUGCACUUUACAUGGAAAUUAGACAAUGUGAACAUUAAAUUAUAAUAUUGGACGUAUGAAACCAGUGGGUAAAUCCAUGCUCUUAAACAUAAAGCUUUAUUUUGUAUGAAGAAAUGUUUAUUAUUAUGUAAGUGUACAUAUAGAAGAACAAUAUAGUCUCUGUGCUGAUUUUCUUAACAUAAUAACACUGCUGAUGAAGUAAUCAAGCUCAUGAUUAUUGAUGUUUGUUGCUCUGUACUGCUUUAUUCUGAAAAUGCGGAUUUGUUUAGUCAUACGAGAUGAUAAGCAGCUUAAUAAUUGCUUUUGGAAUUAUUAAAUAAAUAAAUAUAUUCUCAGCA
Messenger RNA from Danio rerio (zebrafish), 5719 nucleotides. The record is from RefSeq and is a predicted model, not a curated record. Lineage: Eukaryota; Metazoa; Chordata; Actinopteri; Cypriniformes; Danionidae.